Molecule: messenger RNA, 2821 nt
Organism: Striga asiatica
Lineage: Eukaryota; Viridiplantae; Streptophyta; Magnoliopsida; Lamiales; Orobanchaceae
Source: the annotation of a GenBank genome assembly
CUAACCCAUUGGUCAUGAAUAUUUUAUUUCACAACUUGUCCUUUUUUAUGGUUUCUUUAUUAUACUCAUCAAUCCCCAGAAAAAUAGAGGACUGUACUGUCUUCCCAAAGAGAGAGAGAGGGACGCUCAACGGAACAAUAAUGCUGUAAAAAGCUGCACGCUUUUAGUUGUAGAGAUAGACGAUAAAGAGAACCCAUAGGCAGGCAGGCACUACAAUACGGCUUCGUGCCUCGCGUGAUCUGCCCCUCUGUCCAGAAUGAGGCUGGGGGUUGGGUGUCCUGGAGUCCCGGAAUGUAACGGCGGCGCCGCGACGGAAGAAGGCGGCGGCGCGGCGGCGGUUGUGGUGGUCGGAGUGAAGCUGGACUGUCGGAGCCGGGAGCUGCUGACCUGGGCGCUGGUGAAGGUGGCGCAGUGUGGCGACUGUGUUAUUGCUCUCCAUAUCCUCGAUCCGAACGCCGGAGUUUUCUCACGGUACUGGAGUGACGAUAGGUCUUGUGAGAUAGUAGAUAAAUCGACGCUGCUUUCGUUGGUGAAGAAUUUCGAUUCGGUGCUUGCUGCAUAUGAAGGAUUUUGCAACCUAAAGCAGGUGGAUCUGAAGCUAAAGGUCUGCAAAGGAUCUCCAGCGCGUAAAAUCCUUUCCUGGGAGGCCAAAUCGUGUGGCGCAACAAGUCUAAUAGUUGGUACUUCAGAAGUCCAUCACACAGUUCGGUCGAGGAUCUCUGUUGCUAAAUACUGUGCUAAGACUCUCCCAAGGAAUGUGUCUAUUAUGUGUGUUAACAAUGGUAAGGUUGUAUUCCAAAGAGAAUCAACUCCUUCCACUCACCUGGAGUUUGUAACUCUUAAUGCAUCAGAAUCAAGAUUCAAAAGGAGGAAAACCCUGGCUAGAAGCCCAUUGAGUUUACCAACCGAAGAUGUUUUAUCACCAUCAGGUAGUGGGACAGAUGGCAUCUCCAUGGUUAUGGUACCCGUUAAGAAGCAAGAAAUUCCAGAAUCUAAAUCAGCUUGGACAGUACUGCGUAAGGUAUUUUUGCAUGGCCACCAAGUAUCUGAAGCUGCUUCUCCUAAGAAAGCAGUAGCACAUUGGAAAUUUAAACUACCAAACAGACAAUCUGUUGCAGCUGUUUAUCCUGACCAGAAACAGAUUAGUGCAUCCAUUAGGGGUGAUUAUCGUUUAACUUUGGAUGAAGAGAAGGGUGCAAAUGUACCGUUUUCAGAUAAUACUAACCAUGAUGCUUGUGCCAAUAAGAUUUUCUUGGAAGAACUUAGAGGCCUUGGGGAGAAAUACUCAACAAUAUGCCGAUUGUUUAGCUACCAGGAACUCCUGUUUGCUACAAAUAAUUUUUCACCUGAAAACUUGAUUGGGAAAGGGGGAUGCAGCCGAGUUUAUAGGGGCUGUCUACCUGGAGGCAAAGAGAUAGCUGUAAAAGUCUUAAAGCCAUCAAAGGAUGCCUUGAAACAUUUUGUUUCAGAAAUUGAAAUUAUUACGUCUUUUCAUAAAAAGAACAUUAUAUCUUUGUUAGGCUUUUCUUACAAGGAGAGCCAACUACUUUUGGUAUACAAUCUUUUACCCAGAGGAUGCCUGGAAGAGAAUCUCCAUAGUACUCCAGAAACUGGAAAUAUAAUUGGUUGGGAGGAGAGAUAUAAAGUUGCUUUGGGAGUUGCAGAGGCACUGGACCAUCUACAUAGUGCAUCUGAACCAAUUAUUCAUAGAGAUGUUAAAUCUUCAAAUAUCCUUUUAUCAGAUGAUUUUGAGCCACAGCUGUCAGACUUUGGUCUUGCUGCCUGGGCUUCUAGCUGCUCACAUCAUAUGGAUACCUCUGAUGUAGUUGGAACGUUUGGCUACUUGGCUCCAGAGUAUUUCAUGGACGAAAAACUGAACGAAAAAAUCGAUGUCUAUGCAUAUGGUGUUGUACUCCUUGAGCUCUUGUCUGGUAGAAAGCCAAUUGAUGGGGCACUUGCAAAGGGCCAGGAGAGCUUGGUGUUGUGGGCAAAGCACAUUGUGAAGGAAGGGAAAAUUUCAGAAUUGCGAGACCCAAAUUUGAUUAGUGCUUGUGAUGAUCAAUUUGAGAAAAUGGUCUUAGCAGCAACUCUCUGUAUCAGGCACCUGCCUCAAUCACGUCCAGAAAUUAGCCAAGUCCUAAAACUACUGCAUGGAGAUAAAGAAGUUAUUGAGUGGGCAAGGCAAGAAGCUAAUUCUUCUUCAGAAGAUUUUGAUGUUUCCAGUGGUGACCUAUCAGCAACAAACAUCCAAUCAUUCAUUAAUCUCGCUUUGCUUAAUUUGGAAGAUGAUGUGACUUCCAUUAGCAGCUCUGAGCAUAACAAUAUCUCGGUGGAUGACUACUUGAGUGGCCGGUGGAGUUAUUUAUUGAGAUUUAGUGGGUUUGAGAUCAAAGGCAGAAAAAUUAAUAUACUUGCCAAAUCAGUUCUUAAACCCUCGCCACCCCCGUCGCAUACUCGCAUUCCCAUCUCAUCUCGGAAUCUCCCUCUGGCCACCGCUGCCCGCUGCUCUCAGUCACGCCCGCCGCUGAUUUCCGGUCGCUCCGGACUGCCACGACAACAAUUGCUCCAGAAGGCCACGGCCACGGAAUACGCUGUAAGCCAUUUUCUUCUUGUAAUCUUGUUUGAUUUAUUCAAAGUAACUGUUGAAGGGCCGAAAAAUGGAUGUAUUGGUGGUAAGGGCGCAGAGGUAGUGAAAAUUGGGGCCGAAAAAAGAGUGAAAAUUGUGUUCCCUGUUGCCCGUCUAAGGGCCUCGCCGCCUCGUACUGCGGGCCGAGGGUUCGGGCCUGAAGGUGAGGGUAAGGGACUGAGGGUAAUCGGAUGA